CGUAUUGGUUUGGGGCUUGACAUCGGUAUUAUAAUUAUAAUCAAUAUUCAUUAACUGUGUUGAGUGUUCAUUAAACAAUUCGCAUUACUUAGGCAGGGGUUAUCUUAGUAACGCAUUAAUAUUCUAUCAUAUUAGAUGUUUGUUUUAGUUUUGUUGUGUUAAUUUAGUUAAAUUGUAUUUUAAUGUACAAAUUUGCUUAUUCUCUUUCAAUAAUUCAAUUAAUGUGAAAAACUGUGUUUACUUUGUCUUUAAAUUAUUUGUUGAAAUCAUUCAAUACUAUUUCGAAUUAAAUAUCAUGUUUUCAAACUAUUUACUGUAAAUAAUUAAUAAACAACAGUAAGAAAUUUUUCAAUAUGGCAGAUGAUUUAAGAAAUUACAAACUGCAGUUGCAACAGGUUGAAGCUGCUUUACUGACUGACCCACAAAAUGAGGAACUUUUGAAACUUAAAACAGAUUUGGAAGAAGUAAUUGAGUUAACACAAGAUCUGAUAAAAACUCAAGAGGGUGAAUCCAAAAUUCAUAGUUCUAGUAAUGAUGAUGAUGUUACAGCUUCCCUGCUGGCUGCUGAGAAUGCUGCUAUUCCUGGGAGGUCAAUAUCUAUGUGGCAUGUUGGAGAAAAAUGUCUUGCGAAGUGGAAAACAGAUGGAAUGUUUUAUGAAGCUUCUAUUGAGGAAGUUAACGCAAGCAGUUUGAAAGUGAAAUUUGAUGGUUACACAACACUCGAACCUAUUUCUUUAAACGAUGUGAAGUCUAUUGGGUCUGGAACUAAGAGACCUUCUAGUGGAGAUGAAGGAAAACCUGCUAAAGGGUAUAAUAGAGAAUAUUUAAAAAAGAAGAAGCAGAAGAAACAACAAAGGUUUAAGCAAAUAGAGGAAGAAAGAGAAAGUGAGAAAAAUAAAUGGCUUAAUUUCCAUACCAAGGCAUCUAAAAAGCCAGGAAUUAGGAACAAGAGUAUAUUUGCAUCACCAGAUAAUUUAGAAGGCAGAGUUGGAAUUGGUACUUGUGGUAUAUCAGGCAGACCAAUGACAGAAUAUACUCCCGGUGAAAAGUGGAAAAAAGGAAGUGGAUAAAUUUAAUAAAUAGUUUUCAAUUAAUUAGGCUAUAUGUAUACUUAUGUCACUAAUAAAAGUACUACUUAUUUUGUA
Molecule: messenger RNA, 1145 nt
Organism: Pieris rapae (cabbage white)
Lineage: Eukaryota; Metazoa; Arthropoda; Insecta; Lepidoptera; Pieridae
Gene: Spf30
Product: survival of motor neuron-related-splicing factor 30
Exons: 4
Coding region: 354-1070 (238 amino acids)
Biological process (GO): regulation of alternative mRNA splicing, via spliceosome
Cellular component (GO): precatalytic spliceosome; nucleus
Molecular function (GO): RNA binding
Source: RefSeq, a predicted model, not a curated record